AUGGCGUGGUACAAGGUUGAUGUGGCUGUUCGAAAUUGCAGAAGCUACGACGUAGGCGAGUGUGUGGUCUCCGACUGGGUUGGUUGCGACGGCUCUUUUCAGAUGUGCUUGCGUGUAUAUCCGCAAGGCAUCGAGGAACGAGACUAUGAGAGCAUGAGUGCGUAUUUACAGAUAGCGCGUGACCAGGAAGACGACGAGGAAGCAAAUUGGUCGUGCCCCGAUCUGGAGUUUGAGAUCGCAGCCAUACGGCAAAGCAGCAGCACUCGCAAAGAGUGUCGUGCUAGAUUCCUUGACGUGCAUACAUUCACCAGAGAGUUGGAAAAUUUUGGAUGGCCAGACUUUCUGCGAUUGUCGCGUCUCGAUGAUGAAGCCGGCUGGUUGAAUGAGAAUGGGGAGGUCGUAAUAGAAGCGUCGGCGAAAUUGCCACUGCCUGGUUCAUCUGCUUGCCCAACCUUUCAUGCUGAAGCCCCUGUCUCUUCUGUAGAUUUGACGCAAGAGCCUUCCUUUGUGACAUUCCAUCUACGCAAUUCGCCACCCCUACAUUUCGACAAGCGUGUGCUUAUGGCCCGCUCCGCGCACUUCAGGCACAUGAUGUCGGAAGCGCGCUGGAAGGAAGGACGGAGGGGUGAAAUCGACUUGACCUCUGAUCCACAAGUGGACAACCGCUCUUUGAGCUCGGUCCUUACAUUCCUGAUGUCCGAUUGCUUCGAUGCACACGGCGACACGGUGUUCGCAUUUGCGGUUCGGGGCCUUGCUGACCGCUGGGGCCUGCUUGGGCUGGUGGACAAGGCGGAGAGUGAGCUGGUGGGCCUGCUGUGUGCUGACAAUGCCUUGUCUUUCCUCGGGCAGGUCAUCGGCACCCACGGUCGCUUGGAGCACGCCUGUCUUAGCAUGAUCCAAGCCAGGGACUGUGAACUCCUAGAGCAACAGCGUGACAGGCUCGAUGGGAUCAUUCUGGAGGACCCGUGUCUUGCUGGACAGCUGUUUCGUUCUUUGCUUGGAGUUCGCCAUAAGAAGAGGCGUUUGUGUUAG
Messenger RNA from Symbiodinium necroappetens, 1032 nucleotides. NCBI's taxonomy places the organism in Eukaryota, Dinophyceae, Suessiales, Symbiodiniaceae. The record is from the annotation of a GenBank genome assembly.